Trichosurus vulpecula (common brushtail) is the source of this 725-nucleotide messenger RNA. Its product is annotated as F-actin-capping protein subunit beta isoforms 1 and 2-like. Gene Ontology annotation, cellular component: cytoplasm; F-actin capping protein complex. The transcript has a single exon. The record is from RefSeq and is a predicted model, not a curated record. Gene Ontology annotation, biological process: cell morphogenesis; barbed-end actin filament capping; negative regulation of filopodium assembly. Bases 24 to 725 code for a protein of 233 amino acids. NCBI's taxonomy places the organism in Eukaryota, Metazoa, Chordata, Mammalia, Diprotodontia, Phalangeridae. Gene Ontology annotation, molecular function: actin filament binding.
GGACUGGAAGUGGGGCCACCGCCAUGAGUGACCAGCAGUUGGAUUGUGCCUUGGACUUAAUGAGGCGCCUGCCUCCUCAGCAGAUCGAGAAGAACCUCUGUGACUUGAUUGACUUGGUCCCCAGCCUGUGUGAAGAUCUUCUGUCCUCUAUCGAUCAACCCUUGAAAAUUGUCAGAGAUAAGGUGGUGGGAAAGGACUAUCUUUUAUGUGACUACAACAGAGACGGAGAUUCCUAUAGGUCACCUUGGAGCAACAGGUAUGACCUUCCAUUGGAAGAUGGGGCCAUGCCAUCCGCUCGCCUGCGUAAGCUGGAGGUAGAAGCCAACAAUGCCUUUGACCAGUACCGAGACCUGUAUUUUGAAGGUGGUGUCUCCUCUGUCUACCUCUGGGAUCUGGAUCAUGGCUUUGCAGGAGUGAUCCUCAUUAAGAAGGCUGGCGAUGGAUCAAAGAAGAUCAAAGGCUGUUGGGAUUCCAUCCAUGUGGUGGAAGUUCAGGAGAAAUCCAGCGGCCGCACUGCCUAUUACAAGCUGACCAAUAAAUCAGGCUCUGGCACCAUGAACCUCGGAGGCAGCCUCACUAGACAGAUGGAGAAAGAUGAAACCGUGUGUGAUUCCUCCCCACACAUAGCCAACAUUGGACGCCUGGUAGAGGAUAUGGAAAAUAAAAUCAGAAGUACGCUGAAUGAGAUCUACUUUGGGAAAACAAAGGACAUUGUCAACAAAUAA